AUGGUCAGAAACUGGUAUCAGCCUGAUGGCUUCGACGCCAAAGACAAGCCAUACGUCUACAGUGGCCCACCAAAAGACAGAAAUGCCCUCACGUCUAUCAGCCUCCUAGCCAGUGACUCAGUGGCUCUGAAAAGAUACACGACGCCCACUGAGAUCCCUGUUCUCGAUGCUGUCUGCGCCGCAUUUCGGUUUCUGGCCUUCUCUGGCGACAACCGCCACCUCGUCACCGAGCCGUCUAGACGGUUCAUCUACUACAAUGCCAGAGCCGUCACGAAAAUGCCAGUGGGCAUCCGCGAGGCCUUGAGAGCUGUGAAUCUCUACGGGGCCUGUCUAGAAUCCAAGUUUCCUUGGGUAAUUGAGGAGGACUUUGAUUAUGGCUUUGAUGUGAGCUGGGCCAUAAACGAACGGCCCUCAGAUAUUACCUACGAUGAAGCUUCUCACGGCCCUCUUCUUGAGCCCUAUCGUCUCGACCAUUACCCAUCGGAAGAGGUGAACAUGCUGGAAGAUCAUGAGUUGGCAGUCCUGGGAGCCCUGACAUUAUCCAAGGUCAGGUUAUGUAUUGCAGAAGGGUAUCCAGUCAUCUUUGCCUUUCAUCUUUUCUGGGACUCGUUCAAGUUCGUCAAAGCCGCACAGUCUGGAGAUCAGGGAUACCCAACGAUAGAAAUGAUCCCAAGAGCGAGACGACUGGCUGGUCCGCAAAAAGAACACACGACACAGGCUGCACUCAUAGUAGCCUUUGAUCAUAUCAAGAGACGAGUGCUGGUCCAAAGCAUGAUGGAGUCGAUUUCAUUCUUUUGGAUGCCGUAUGAAUGGAUCAUCAAUUUCCGGGCUACGGAAAGCUUUUGGAUGCUCAGGAACUCGGGAAUACGGGGACAAGGCAGACCGGUGAUGGAGAAGGCCUCCAAUGAUACAUGGCGUAAGUGGGAAGAGAUAGGUUUAUGGACCUUGGAGCGCGUUCCAAAGUCCUCCGCUGUCAGCCAGGCUCCCAACAGUUCAAUUGCCCUCGUCUCUCGGAAAGAGGGACAUCUUGACAUGUUCUGGAUUUCGGAGCAAUGUACCGUUGAGCGAUCAUAUCGUUAUCCGUCUGAUGGGAAGUGGCAACAAGAGACGGUGCCUAUAAAGUCGGAAGAAACCCCGCUACCGGGUGCUAUAGUCGCUGUAUCGGCACACGAAGACAAGCUUGAUAUCUUUUGGAUGACCAAGAAUGGAGCAGUAUGCAACGGUUCCUGGCAACAGGUUGAGCCAAAAUGGUACACAAGACGGAUUCUGCAGGAGCAAGACGGUAUAGCUGAACCUCGAGCUGGGUUAGCCGCAACCAUUGGUCGGAGGAACACUCCAUUUGAAGAUAUUAUCAACGUUUAUUGCGUUGGGCCUGAUGGCUCUAUCAAGCACAUUAGCACAACAAGAAGCUGGACAGGGACAGAUACAGCCACGCUUCUUUCUGGCCCCGGAACUGCCUAUCGAUGCACGAGUCUCUCAGCCGUGGUUGAUGGCGAUCACCGUGGGGUUGACAGUUCCGCCCGCUUGAUAGAGGUAGUCGUUUGGAUCGCCGCUGAUGGAUCAAUAGAUGGCAAGAUGAUAGCGAGAUCCAAUCAAUGGGUAGAUAUAUGGGCUAAGAAAGGACCAGCAAAUGUGGCCCGCCUGAGUUCGCGUAUAUCGGCCGUCCAUUAUGGUUAUCAGAACGAUAGAUUCAUGUCUGUCCACUUUGCUGCUCCAGAUGGAAAAAUGAAAAAGGACUAUGCCAUCAUAUCUGCUGAUGGCGAUCCAACACACGGCAAACUCGGUCACCGCAACGAGAGUUUAAAUCUCACUAAACAGCCAUCAUCCCGACCAGAUUCCGACAUCAAGGCUCUCGGGUGGAAUGAUAUGGGAGAAUGGGAUGACGUAGUUUUGUGGCAGGACGAAGACAGCAAGAUGUUUCUGUGUUACUGGGGGUUGAUUCCUAGGCAAUUAUUCGAUAGCAAUGGGGUUCGACGAGGAAGUCCAUUUGGACUCUCUGUAUAUGGUGGAAAGCUAGUCAUGGCCAUGAAGCUUGAUGAUGGGUUGAUCGGGGUUGGUUACUGCGGCCGCUGGAAAUCUUUCGAUGGUGUAUGA
Molecule: messenger RNA, 2094 nt
Organism: Fusarium musae
Lineage: Eukaryota; Fungi; Ascomycota; Sordariomycetes; Hypocreales; Nectriaceae
Exons: 2
Coding region: 1-2094 (697 amino acids)
Source: RefSeq, a predicted model, not a curated record